Messenger RNA from Bolinopsis microptera, 3529 nucleotides. RefSeq lists its product as uncharacterized. The transcript is spliced from 2 exons. NCBI's taxonomy places the organism in Eukaryota, Metazoa, Ctenophora, Tentaculata, Lobata, Bolinopsidae. The coding region runs from base 2513 to 3175 and encodes 220 amino acids. The record is from RefSeq and is a predicted model, not a curated record.
UUAAUCAUUUCUCAUCCCUCUCUCUCCUCUUAUUUCCUCUCCUCUCCAUCAUUGAGAAAAGUACGUUUAGACAGAGCAUUAGUCUACUGCCCUACAGGUAGUCUGCGAGGGGAGGAGUAUUCAACUUGUCUCAUUCCACUCACUGUAACCGUUCAGACUUUGAAGUUGCUGUUGGACCUGAUCUACCAUUAAUUAAUGUUAAAAGGUUAAAUGAGCUGUUGAACCUGAUUUACCGUUAAAUGUUAAGUAUGCUUGGGGUGUUGAACUUACUGUUGAACCUGAUUUACUGACGGACAACUAGGAACCUGUCAAUUUUACCUAGUUAACUAAUUAACAUGCAAGCUUGGGAAAUCCAAUCAGCUCCAACAACUAGGAACCAAUCAUUACAAUAUAUCCCAGACAACUAGGAACAUCUGGAGAUACAUUCGGGUGCCACUGAUUUCACAGCUGUGCUGUAUAUAUUCUUAUCAGUAUAGUAUAAAACUUUAAGCUUCUUCAAAAUGUUCUUCUGAACAGCUUGACAGAGAUGGAAGUACCAAUUGUUAAUCUCCCACCCUUGCAAACUGUUCUGAAUCGCAUUCAUGACAGCUUUCUCAAAAUCAAUUAUAAUUGUUUCUUAAUAAUCAUAAUUGUACCAGUGUCUGCCGGACAUUGCUGGUCGAAAUAGAACUUCACCACAUUAAAAAUAUACUGGUAAGUGUCCCCUUUCUUAUCUCCAGUCAAAAUAUAAAUCAUCGGCAAACAUUUCUGGUCAAUAACAGCAUGAAUGAAACCGAUACUGUUUAUGUUCAAGUUUUAGUAUAUAUAUAUAUGUACCAGAAGUGCGGUUGUAUAUUAACAGCUAAUCAACUCUCGUACUUGUGAUUGUAUGUCUCGUAUCACUCCCAUUGCAUGCUCGGCUCACAUCCUUGGAUACGAGAACCAGCCCUUUCGGACCCGGCUCACCUUCGUUAUGUGAACACAUGCCGAGAGCUCAAACACUUCAUAAUACACAGCUAACAUCACAAAUGAUACGUCACUGAUUGGGCCAUGUGAUGUGAUACCUGUGGGAGCCUAGAAUGAGAAGUUCCUAGUUGUCGGUCACCGAUCAAAUAUUAUAUAAGCUUGAGCUGUUGAACCUGAUUUACCAUUAAAUGUUAAAUAUGCUUAAGAUGUUGAACUUACUGUUGAACCUGAUUUACCACUAAAUAUUAAAUAAGCUUGAGCUGUUGAACUUACUGAUGAGCCUGAUUAACCAUUAAAUUAUAGAUAAGCUUGAGCUGUUGAACCUGAUUUACCAUUAAAUGUUAGACAAGCUUGAGUAUUAAACUUACUGUUGAACCUGAUUAACCAUUAAAUGUUAGCCAAGCUUGAGCUGUUGAACCUGAUUUACCAUUAAAUGUUAAAAAAGCUUGAGUAUUAAACUUACUGUUGAACCUGAUUAACCAUUAAAUAUUAAAUAAGCUUGAGCUGUUGGACCUGAUUUACCAUACAUACAUACAUGCUACAUGAAGAGGUCUCCUCCUAGUCGUUGGAGUGGCCUGCAUCACACACAUCUCUUCUACGGCGUAACAUGUUUCUCCAUUCCACUCGUUUUAGAGUUUACUGUUUUACUGCGUCUCUGCUGAUGUUAUCGACACCUGUAAAGUCAGCCACAUCCUCGAAUACACAGGCCAUCGAGCCUUUGUGGGGUCGUCCUCUCAGUCUCUUUCCAUAGUUUGGUUUCCAAUCCAGUAAAAAAUUGGGAAACCGUGUCUCUGGCAUUCUGACAACAUGUCCGUACCACCUUAGUCUAGCCAAACCGAUGAAACCAUUAAAUGUUAAAUAAACUUGAGGUGUUGAACUUACUGUUGAACCUAAUUUACCAUUAAAUAUUAAAUAAGUUUGAGCUGUUGAACCUGUUUAACCAUUAAAUGUUAAAUAAGCUUGAGGUGUUGAACUUACUGUUGACCCUAAUUUACCAUUAAAUAUUAAAUAAGUUUGAGCUGUUAAACCUGAUUUACCAUUAAAUGUUAAAUAAGCUUGAAGUGUUGAAAGAGAGUAUCUUGGAGUGCAUUUAUUGACUUAGAAUCAACUUAAGUCCUGAUUAGAACGAGAGAAAUUUAAAUCAUUCCCUCCUAUGCAAGUCACGUGACUGUUUGAAGGCACUGUUUGCUUCUUUUAAGCAAGUCACGUGAGGUUGAAUAUUUUAUUGCACAGCAUUUUCUGAAGCUGACAUUUCCAGUUCCUUAGUCCGGUAUGUGAGAAGCAUGACUAAUGAUAUUGUCUGCACGUGGCUUGUGAAAUACAGUGACAUUAUUCGGAGCUGGCGUUUAAAAGAGUGAUGACUGGACUAGUCAUCCAAGUGUUGUGAUUAUCUGACUUCUCCUAUUCUAACAUUUCUAAUUCAUUUUAUUUGUUGUUACCGAUAUUAUAAUAACGCUAACCACAUUAUUUUAACCACUAUUUAACCGCUAUUUAACCAUUAUUUUAACGACGUCAUUUUACAUAGCGACGCUAACAGAAAGUUACGGGUUACAAGAGAAAGGUCGAUAUGAAGUGUGUCAUCGUUGUACUUUUCUGUCUUCUGGUAGCAGCCCAGUCUCUCCCACUCAACUUCGAAGAGAAUGAAGGUUUAAACCUAAUUGAAUUAGAAGAAAGAAGCAAGAAAGCUGCACCUGCGCCUGCACCUGCCAAAAAAGUUGUAGCAGCCAAAAAAGUUGUAGCAGCAGCCAAAAAAGUUGUAGCAGCCAAAAAACCUGCAGCAGCCAAACCAGCAACACCAGUGAAAGGAAAAGCGAAAGUAGCUGCACCUGCACCCCACAAAAAAGGGCUCCAAUUAGAAAAAAGAAACAAGAAAGCUGCACCUGCGCCUGCACCUGCCAAAAAAGUUGUAGCAGCCAAAAAAGUUGUAGCAGCAGCCAAAAAAGUUGUAGCAGCCAAAAAACCUGCAGCAGCCAAACCAGCAACACCAGUGAAAGGAAAAGCGAAAGUAGCUGCACCUGCACCCCACAAAAAAGGGCUCCAAUUAGAAAAAAGAAACAAGAAAGCUGCACCUGCGCCUGCACCUGCCAAAAAAGUUGUAGCAGCCAAAAAAGUUGUAGCAGCAGCCAAAAAAGUUGUAGCAGCCAAAAAACCUGCAGCAGCCAAACCAGCAACACCAGUGAAAGGAAAAGCGAAAGUAGCUGCACCUGCACCCCACAAAAAAGGGCAAUAAUUACAAACAAUACUGAACACGGAAAGGAAUUAACGUUGAAGACCAGAUCGCUCAAAAAGAACAUUCAUCAUUUAUUUGUUGGCAUUUACUUACCUAGGCUGAACGUUUUGUUGGAUCAUGCAGUUGUUUAAAAUUUACUCAUACUAAUUUCGGGUUUUAUUUAUCAAUUUCAGCACUAUGCACUAUAGCUAGGUAAUACAAUAAAACCUUCUGGCAGAAGCUUAAAGUAUUUUUUGAUUUCACGAUACUCACUGCAUUAACAUAUACAGCAUGGCGAUGUUUAAAUUUCGAGAUAUCAAUUUAAACUUAAAAUUAUCUGUCAGUCUUUCAAGAAUUAGAUUGUUUAGCUAAAAA